UGUGCAUUCUUCUUAUUUUUACAACAUUAACAUUUAAACCCAAUAUAAUAAUAAUAGUAAUAAUAAUAAUAAAAAAAUUGAAAAAAUGGGGAAGGUGGUGGUGUGUGCGACGGUGAUCGGCGCAACGGCGGCAUGUGCGGUGGCGACAGUGUUAAUACAGCGUCACAUGAAGAAAUCAAGGAGAUGGGGAAAAGCAAUGUCGAUAUUGAAAGAGUUUGAAGAGAAAUGUGCGACUCCGACGUGGAAGCUGAAACAGGUUGCAGAUGCAAUGACGGUUGAGAUGCACGCCGGUCUUGCUUCCGAAGGUGGUAGUAAGCUCAAAAUGCUCAUCAGUUUCGUUCAUAAUCUUCCAACAGGGAAUGAGGAAGGACUAUUUUAUGCAUUGGAUCUUGGAGGGACUAACUUCCGUGUAUUACGUAUGCAACUCGGUGGCAAGGAUGGUGGUAUUAUUAGUCGAGAAUUUACCGAGGUUUCGAUUCCUCCUAAUUUGAUGGUUGGGACAUCAACUGCACUCUUUGACUAUAUUGCAGCAGAACUUGCAAAGUUUGUUAAUGAAGAAAGUCAAGAUUUCCAAGUUCCUCCAGGUAGAAAGAGGGAGCUAGGUUUUACUUUUUCCUUUCCUGUCAUGCAAACGUCAAUUGCUUCCGGCAACCUUAUCAAGUGGACAAAAGGCUUCAACAUCGAUGAUGCAGUUGGUCAGGAUGUUGUUGCUGAAUUGAGUAAAGCAAUUGAGAGACAAGGUCUUGAUAUGCACAUAACAGCUUUGGUCAAUGAUACAGUUGGGACAUUAGCUGGUGGCCGAUAUACAAACAAAGAUGUCAUGGCUGCCGUUAUUUUAGGUACCGGAACAAAUGCAGCGUAUGUGGAGAAUGCUCAAGCAAUACCAAAAUGGCACGGUCCUUUGCCCAAGUCCGGAGAAAUGGUUAUCAACAUGGAAUGGGGAAACUUCCUGUCAUCGCACCUUCCAUUAACGGAGUAUGAUAAUGCGUUAGAUGCUGAGAGUUUAAACCCUGGUGAACAGAUUUUUGAGAAGAUAAUUUCCGGAAUGUACUUGGGAGAAAUUGUUCGUAGAGUAUUAUGCAAAAUGGCUGAAGAAGCUUUCUUUUUUGGCGAGACUGUUCCUCAAAAACUGAAAGUUCCAUUCAUAUUAAGAACACCUGACAUGUCUGCCAUGCAUCAUGAUACAUCUGCUGAUCUCAAUGUUGUUGAAAGCAAACUGAAGAACAUUUUCGAGAUAUCUAAUACCUCCCUGGUAGUAAGAAAGGCGAUUGUUGAGCUUUGCAAUAUCGUUGCAACCCGCGGUGCUCGUCUUUCUGCUGCUGGCAUCUUGGGAAUCCUGAAGAAGUUGGGAAAAGAUACGGUCAGUGACGGCGAGGGUAACAAGAAUGUGAUAGCCAUGGAUGGUGGAUUGUAUGAGCAUUACACUGAGUAUAGAAAGUGCUUAGAGAAUACACUAAAAGAGUUGGUUGGUGAAGAUUUAUCAGAUAGUAUUGUUGUUGAACACUCUAAUGAUGGUUCAGGCACUGGUGCUGCACUUCUUGCUGCUUCUCAAUCCCAUUACCUUGAUGGUUAAUUAGCAAUGAUCAUGUUAUUGAGAGAUUUGUAUCAAUUAUUAUUUUGUGGAGGUUUCCAAUUAUGACCCUGAAGUCUUGGAAAGGUUGACUUCACAGAUAUCCUUCAAGCCAAUUUUUGCUCAACAAUAUUUCUUUACUUUCAUAUUUUUGAUUCUUUCAGGAGAAUUCUGAAAUGUUCUAUUGGUGUAUUAACCUUUUCAACAUUUUACACCACUUGAGCCUACAUUGUUGUUAGGAUAGGAUAUCUUUUGUGCCUAAAUUAUUGGAUUAUUUGAGAUGGGACUAUUAGUGUUGUCUGAUCAAAUAUUCAAAUAUGGGACCACUUGGUGGUAACCACUGAUAUUGGUUUCUUGAGGUAAAUUGAUGGUCCAUAUUGUUAUAGAUUAAUCCAACGAUUGAGAUUUUAUUUGAGGAAAUAAAGGGAUGGGCGACGACGAUCCACAUUAAAAAGUUGGAA
Cicer arietinum (chickpea) is the source of this 2031-nucleotide messenger RNA. Its product is annotated as hexokinase-1-like. Gene Ontology annotation, biological process: glucose metabolic process; carbohydrate phosphorylation; glycolytic process. The record is from RefSeq and is a predicted model, not a curated record. Lineage: Eukaryota; Viridiplantae; Streptophyta; Magnoliopsida; Fabales; Fabaceae. Gene Ontology annotation, molecular function: fructokinase activity; glucokinase activity; D-glucose binding. Gene Ontology annotation, cellular component: cytosol; mitochondrion.